Ixodes scapularis (black-legged tick) is the source of this 782-nucleotide messenger RNA. RefSeq lists its product as uncharacterized. The transcript has a single exon. The coding region runs from base 1 to 660 and encodes 219 amino acids. NCBI's taxonomy places the organism in Eukaryota, Metazoa, Arthropoda, Arachnida, Ixodida, Ixodidae. The record is from RefSeq and is a predicted model, not a curated record.
AUGCUAAAGGUGAUCAAUGAGAAACUUGACCAACUCUUACCGCUCAGAGAAGUAGUUGAGGGCAUUGAAGAUUCAAUGCAAUUUUGGAGCGAGCAGUACGACAAACUGCGGGAACGAACAGAACAAAAUGAAAAGGACAUCAAAGACCUAAAGCGCAGAACGGAAAAACUUGAGGCGCAGGACGUUAUAGUAAAUCAGUUGCAAUGCGAAAUCGAUAACCUUGAAUGGAGAAGCCGGCGCUUUAACCUCGAGUUUCACGGAAUACAGGUAACCGAAAAGGAAAAUUUGCUGAGCAAACUAAACGUACUUGCCACACAGCUCGAACUGCCACAGCUUUCUGAUAUGGACGUGGUGUCCAUUCACCGUCUGCCUUCAAGGAAAGAUAAAACGCCGGGCGUAAUCUGCCGCUUUGCAAGACAGGCUGAUAGAGAUAGAUGGUGGGAAAGCAGAAAGAAGUUACGUGAUUCGAAUGACACUCUGUUUCUACUUGAAAACUUGACAAGACGAUCCCGUUCUCUACUUUUCGAAACGAAAGCCUGGGCCAAAAGGAACAAUUAUAAAUACGCGUGGCACAGCAAUGGCCGAGUGAUUGUGCGCAAGUCUGACGGAAGCCGCGCGGUGGUAAUCUCUAAUAUUGCCGACCUAGAUAAGCUUCGAUAAGAAAUGAGCAAUCGACUAUCUAUGGCAAGUACAGCCAGCGAAUCAUACUUACUUCCGAAUUCUUUUGAAAGGCAUCUAGGAAAACCGUUCUUGCGGUCGUUUAAAUGUUUUCACUUGAAUAU